AGAUAAGAUGUCGUUAUAUACGGUCACUUUUGCUGCGUUUUUAAUUAUGGUAAAAUUUUCUUCAUUUUUUAAAUUCAAUUCAAGUUGUAAAGUAAUUUUAUUUCUUAGGUUUCAUUGUUCUCUCAAAAUGGUUUAAUGGAAGACUCUGGGCACAUGAAGAAGAACUGCGCAGCAAAGUGUAAAGGAAACGACUGCCAUUCUUAUUGUUACGGCAGCAUGUCGACUGCAAUGGCAGUUGGAUUCAAUUCCACAGCGAAGGUGAAAGGCGACCUUUCUUCAGUUGAGUGUUUUGGUCCAUUCUGCAAAUCGUCGUGUGAUGGAGUACUAAACAUAUGUAUGUCAAAGUGCAACGGUCGCGCGUGUCAAUCUAAGUGCAACGCUGGUGCGUGUCUUACAUUGAGCGAAGGUGCAUCCGCCAUAUCAAACUGUCAUGGUCAUAAAUGCAGGUCGAAUUGUACAGGCGACUUUUGCGAAGCAAUAUGCUCGGGAACAUCUUGCUUAGCUGAGUGUCAUUCUAAGAGAUGUACCGCAUGGUGUUCUGGAAUUGCUUGCGAAGCUGUUUGUAAAGGACGGCGCUGUCGUAUAAGAGAGAGCCAAGCGGCAAAAGUAAAAGCUAAAUCCGCGGCAGAUGUGGCAGACCAACAACAGUUUCAGCGCAUUUCAAAACGUACCAAAUUUUAAAAUCAUUAUUAAAAUAUAUCCUUUUAA
Pieris brassicae (large cabbage white) is the source of this 708-nucleotide messenger RNA. RefSeq names its product keratin-associated protein 5-4-like. NCBI's taxonomy places the organism in Eukaryota, Metazoa, Arthropoda, Insecta, Lepidoptera, Pieridae. The transcript has 17 exons. The record is from RefSeq and is a predicted model, not a curated record. Bases 136 to 681 code for a protein of 181 amino acids.